UUAUUGUUACUGUAAAGCCCAGCACCACGUCCAGCCCUGGAGCCCUCUACUCUAUGCACUACCGGACGGAUGGCCUUUCCUUCAUUCCUUCCCUAGAUGGCGCUAAACGCUUUCUCACCACAAAUCGAAAACACAAAGGCAGCGAAUGAGUCAAUGGAUUUCCUUUCUCUAACAUCCCCCGGGAUCUACCUCACCCCGCCCGCCUGUGUUACUUCCCAUCUACCCGCUCUUCUCGCGAUACCAGCCGGGCGGAUCCAUCAUGGCGGAAGAGGAAGUGGGCAAAUUGCAGAAACACUUGGCUCUUCUACGCCAGGAAUAUGUGAAAUUGCAGCAGAAACUGGCAGAUACGGAGAAGAAAUGUACCCUUCUAGCAGCGCAGACAAACAAAGAGGCUUCUGACGACUCCUUCAUCAGCCGCCUGCUGGCAAUUGUCGCUCACUUGUACCAACAGGAGCAGUACAGUGACCUGAAGAUAAAAGUUGGAGACCAGAAGAUGAAUGCUCAUAAGUUUGUGUUGGCUGCCAGAAGUGAGGCAUGGAGUCUGGCCAAUUUGGCAUCUACAAAGGAACUAAACCUGUCAGAUUCUAACCCCGAGGUGACUAUGGCAAUGCUUCGUUGGAUCUAUACAGAUGAGCUGGACUUGCGGGAAGAUGAUGUCUAUUUAACAGAAUUGAUGAAGCUUGCAAAUAGAUUUCAGCUUCAACUCUUGAGAGAACGGUGUGAAAAGGGUGUCAUGUCACUGGUCAAUGCGAGGAACUGUAUCCGUUUCUAUCAGACAGCAGAAGAACUCAAUGCCAGCACGUUAUUGAACUAUUGUGCCGAGAUCAUUGCAAGUCACUGGGAUGAUCUAAGGAAGGAAGACUUCAGCUCAAUGAGUGCUCAGCUUUUGUACAAAAUGUUUAAAUCAAAGACCCAGUUCCCCUUACACAAAGCAAUAAAGGUGGAAAGAGAAGAUGUUGUUUUUUUGUAUCUGAUAGAAAUGGAUUCCCAGUUACCUGCAAAGUUAAAUGAGCUGGAUCAAAAUGGAGAUCUUGCCCUGGAUCUUGCCCUGUCUCGGAAGCUGGAGAGCAUAGCUACAACAUUAGUUAACAGUAGGGCAGAUGUUGAUAUGGUAGACAAGAAAGGUUGGAGUCUGUUGCACAAAGCAAUCCAAAGGGAUGAUAAAUUUGCUGCCAAUUUCUUAAUAAAAAAUGGUGCCCUUGUAAAUGCUGCUACAAUUGGGGAACAAGAGACACCACUCCAUCUUGUAGCUGCUUGUACAAUGAAGGACCGAUCUCUGGAAGUGAUGUCUGAUAUAGCACAAAUUGCUGAGGCACUUUUGCAUGCAGGAGCUAAUCCCAACAUGCAGGACUGUAAAGGAAGGACUCCUGUACAUACAGCUAUUCUUUCUAGAAAUGAAUACGUGUUUAACCAGCUGCUUCAAUGCAAACAAUUAGAUUUAGAACUGAAGGAUCAUGAAGGAAGUACAGCUUUGUGGCUUGCAGUCCAGUAUAUCACAGUAUCUUCUGACCAGUCUGUGAACCCCUUUGAUGACGUCCCUGUCGAAAAUGGAACCUCAUUUGAUGAGAAUAGCUUUGCAGCCAGACUGAUCAAACGUGGCAGUAACACAGAUGCACCCGACACAGUAACAGGUAAUUGCUUGUUACAAAGAGCUGCAGGGGCAGAAAAUGAAGCUGCUGCUCUCUUUUUGGCAACCCAUGGGGCUAAAGUCAACCAUAAAAAUAAAUGGGGGGAAACGCCAUUACACACAGCUUGCCGACAUGGACUUCCCAAUCUUACUUCAGAACUAUUACAGCAAGGAGCUAAUCCAAACUUACAGACACAAGAACCCAUCCCUGAACGUAAAGGAUCCUCCCCAACAAGCCCAUCAGCCAGCACAUAUUUACAAACCCCACUGCACAUGGCAAUAGGCUACCGCCAUCCAGAUGUUGUGACAGUCAUAUUAGAACAGAAAGCGAACGCGUUGCAUGCCACAAAUAAUCUUCAAAUCAUUCCUGACUUCAGCCUGAAGGACUCCAAAGAACAAACUGUAUUGGCACUGGCCUUAUGGACAGGUAUGCACGUCAUUGCUGCUCAACUGCUUGGAUCAGGUGCCUCUAUCAAUGACAUCAUGUCAGAUGGACAGACCCUGCUGCACAUGGCAAUACGAAGACAAGACAGUAAGAGUGCACUUUUCCUACUGGAACACCAAGCUGAUAUAAAUAUCAGGACCCAAGAUGGGGAGACUGCCCUUCAGCUUGCCAUUAAAAACCAGCUUCCCUUGGUGGUUGAUGCGAUUUGUACAAGAGGGGCAGACAUGUCCGUUACCGAUGAACAAGGGAACCCUCCACUGUGGAUUGCACUGGAAAAUGAACUGGAAGAUAUUGCAUCCACAUUGGUAAGACAUGGAUGUGAUGCAACAUUUUGGGGGCCUGGUCCAAGUGGAUGUAUACAGACUCUUUUGCAUAGAGCCAUCGAUGAGAACAAAGAGCAGGUUGCUUGCUUUCUUAUACGCAGUGCCUGCGAUGUCAACAGUCCUAGAAAACCAGGACCAAAUGGAGAAGGGGAAGAAGAGGCUAGAGAUGGGCAGACACCUCUGCACUUGGCAGCAAGUUGGGGAUUAGACGAAGUAGUUCAGUGCCUUUUGGAGUUUGGUGCCAAUGUGAACGCACAGGAUGCAGAAGGAAGAACUCCAAUACAUGUUGCCAUUAGCAACCAGCACCGUGUAAUUAUCCAACUAUUGAUCUCGCACCCCGAAAUCAGGCUGAAUGUGAGGGACAGACAGGGGAUGACCCCUUUUGCAUGUGCCAUGACCUUCAAAAAUAACAGAGCAGCAGAGGCCAUAUUAAAACGGGAACCAGGAGCAGCUGAGCAGGUGGAUAACAAAGGAAGGAACUUUCUACAUGUGGCAGUACAGAAUUCUGACAUUGAGAGUGUGCUGUUCCUGAUAAGUGUGCAAGCAAAUGUCAAUUCAAGAGUGCAGGAUGCUUCAAAGUUAACUCCUCUGCAUUUGGCUGUGCAGGCAGGAUCUGAGAUUAUUGUCCGUAACCUGCUUCUUGCAGGUGCCAAAGUGAAUGAACUGACAAAGCAUCGUCAGACUGCCCUUCACCUCGCCGCACAACAAGAUCUGCCCACUAUCUGUUCUGUACUGUUGGAGAAUGGUGUUGAUUUUGGAGCUGCAGAUGAAAAUGGGAAUAAUGCACUUCAUCUGGCAGUAAUGCAUGGUCGCUUGAACAAUAUUCGCUGUCUUUUAACAGAAUGUAAUGUUGAUGCAGAAGCACUUAACUUAAGGGGCCAAUCGCCAAUGCAUAUUUUAGGGCAGUAUGGAAAAGAAAAUGCAGCUGCCAUCUUUGAACUCUUCCUGGAAUGUAUGCCAGAAUAUCCACUUGAUAAACCAGAUUCAGAAGGAAAUACCGUUCUUCUCUUGGCCUACAUAAAAGGAAACGCCAAUCUUUGCCGAGCCAUUGUGAAGGCUGGUGCCAGACUCGGAGUAAACAACAACCAAGGGAUCAACAUAUUUAACUAUCAAGUCGCUACAAAACAGCUUCUCUUUAGACUUUUAGACAUGUUAACUCAGGAGCCUCCAUGGUGUGAUGGUUCCAAUUGCUACGAGUGUGCUGCCAAGUUUGGCGUUACAACAAGAAAGCACCACUGUCGCCAUUGUGGACGACUUCUCUGUCAUAAGUGCUCAACAAAGGAGAUUCCCAUUAUCAAGUUUGACCUGAAUAAACCAGUUCGAGUUUGUAACAUAUGCUUUGAUGUUUUGACUCUGGGUGGAGUGUCUUAGUACACAUGGUGGCAUAUUCUUGCUACAUGAAGAACAGCAGCUUAAAAGGCUGAUGGGUUGAGCUGCUGACGUUUGCACUUCAUCAUGGACAAAGGACCAUAUUAUGAUAUAUUCCAGUUUAAACAAUUUGAUUGUACAUGUAUAGGCUUUGCUAGAUACUAACUGGACUCCUUUUUAAGUGAAGUGAAAAAUGUACUAGUUUGGGAAGAUACCACGUUGAUCUGACUUCAUAGUAUGGUCUGAAGAUCAAUGUUUCAUAUCCAGUCUCUUCCUCUUGGUCCUAAAGAGCUUUUCAGACUACCACUCAUUUACAUGAUCUUAAAAUAAUGUCUUAUAUGUGCUGUGUGUCCCCAUAAACUGUGGGUGAAUAUACAAUACAGGGUUUAGGUUUGAGGAAAGCCAAUAAAAUUGUGGCCUUAAAAUAUAAGCUGUAUAACCAACACUAUAUGAAAUCUUUAUAGCACCUUCCUCAUUUAUUAUGCCCAUAUCCAUAUAACUGGUUUCAACAUCCUUACUACUAAUUGAUCAAAGGCCUUUAUAGUUUUGUCAUUACCUUUCCUGAUAAUUUAGUUGUACUUCUCAGACACUUGCACAAUUUUUCACAUGUUCUUAUAAUACCAAGUGUUCCAUGUAACAGAUUUAACACUUGUGAAACUCUUUAAACACUAACAUGUCGUAAGAAAAAUAUGUGGAGCCUAAUCAUUUGUUAUACAAAUUAAAUAUCCAAGAUCCAUGGACACAAUGUAUGGUUUGCAUUUUUUAACAGAAAAAAAUAGUAUUUGGGUCUCCCUUUUGUAGAAAAGGGU
Hyla sarda is the source of this 4572-nucleotide messenger RNA. RefSeq names its product ankyrin repeat and FYVE domain containing 1 (gene ANKFY1). Gene Ontology annotation, molecular function: protein binding; metal ion binding. Bases 260 to 3766 code for a protein of 1168 amino acids. The record is from RefSeq and is a predicted model, not a curated record. The transcript has 25 exons. Lineage: Eukaryota; Metazoa; Chordata; Amphibia; Anura; Hylidae.